UUUAAACAAAAACAACUGUCAGAUAUAACUAUGAUGUUCAAGAAAUAUAUCACAUCUGGAGCACUUCAAGUCAUUCAAGCUCCAAGAGAUUAUUAUAUUCCACUGAAUGAUCUUCAUCGAAAUCUAGGUGACCACAUGGACCGAGUUCUGUGGAGAUCAAAGCAAUCUUUAGAUUAUGUCUACCUCAUGUGUUAUUGCAGUUACAUCUCCCAUUACUAUCUUCAGCUUGAAGAUGAUGUCAUUGCUAGUCCACGGUUUCUUUCUAAGAUUUCUGACUAUGUUGAUUCUCAGAAACAUGAAUGGAUUUCUUUGAAUGUUGCCCAACUUGGCUACAUUGGUAAACUAUACCCAACAAGAGAGGUUUCAAAUUUAGCAUCCUAUCUCAGACUCUUUUUUAAUGAAAUGCCUGUUGAUUGGUUAGAACCAAGAUGGAAAAAAUAUCGAGGACAGGACCCUGGAGAAACAAAGUGCAGAGCUGCUUCUCUAUUUCAACACAUUGGGCUUAUUUCUUCUUUUCGUCCAAAAGAAUCUCAAAGACCAAAUACUUUAAAAGAGAAAUUUUUUGAUCAAUUUGAUCAAAAGUACUCUGGAAAUAACCCCCCAGCAGAAAUCUUUUCUGAUCUUAUUCCUAUUCAUGGAAAACCAGAAGAUGCUUACACAAAAGGUGAUGGUUAUUUUCAUGCCCGUUUUGGUGGUGCAGGAAAAAAAAUAUAUAACAUGUUACUUAAGACGAAGAGAAAGCUCCAAAGAGUUGUGGUUGAAACUGGGGCUAAUUUUGCUGAACAUGAUGCUAUUGUAGCUGGGACAUUGGAAAUCAGUGAGAUUAUUGCACAGCAAGGGAAAGUCUGUGAAGACUACGAGACUGUUGGUGAGUUCAGGUUUGGAAGAGUAGAUGUGACGUUGAACGGACGUCAAGUUCGAUGUAUACGUAUCAAUAUCGUCUAUCAAGGAAGGUGGAUUUAUUUUCGUGAGAUUGAUGUUUGGACGAGCUGAUGAGUACAUCCGUAUUACGUCCUCUCGUCGCUGCCACGGGAUCACCUGAGCAAAUAUGACUCUUCGUUAUCAAACCAAAGAGGCAACAAAGUCCUCAUCGACAUCCAGUCCCGAUGAUGAAAGAAGAUCGCAAAGAAGAGAAGAUGGUGGAGGUGAAACAAAUGAUUGAGGAAACUAGAUACUCUCAUAAACUCCUGGGUAGAUAACCAGGCUACAACACCCACAGACAUUGCGUAAAAAUAUAAGUUUAUUGAGAAAAAGGUCGAAGCUUUAAAAAAUACAUUAAACCU
Dendronephthya gigantea is the source of this 1283-nucleotide messenger RNA. Its product is annotated as alpha-1,3-mannosyl-glycoprotein 4-beta-N-acetylglucosaminyltransferase C-like. Lineage: Eukaryota; Metazoa; Cnidaria; Anthozoa; Malacalcyonacea; Nephtheidae. The record is from RefSeq and is a predicted model, not a curated record. The transcript has 2 exons. Gene Ontology annotation, molecular function: acetylglucosaminyltransferase activity. Gene Ontology annotation, biological process: protein N-linked glycosylation. The coding region runs from base 31 to 993 and encodes 320 amino acids.